Messenger RNA from Cylicocyclus nassatus, 864 nucleotides. Lineage: Eukaryota; Metazoa; Nematoda; Chromadorea; Rhabditida; Strongylidae. The record is from the annotation of a GenBank genome assembly.
AUGAAGUUGCGAACGACAGGGAAAUGGACAAGCUGGAAAAGACCUGCGUUGUUUUGGUCAGCUAGGUAUACUGGUGUCUUUGUGUUUGCUGUCCUAUGUCUGCUGGCUAUGCACAAUCAUGGUUCAAGCCCUUUGAACACCGUCAUCGAACGAUACAGGGAGAGAAUUUGGAUUUCGCUUAAGUCAAUAUCCGUUAAAUCAGACCGUACGUCCGUCGAACAGAAAAAGUAUGUUGGACUUCACUUGAACAUCGGCCGCCUUGGAAAUCAGCUUUUCCACCUGGUUUCUGGAUACGGCAUUGCUAGGACUAUAGACAGGAUACAUUACUUGCCAUUCGAAGAGCAUAGAGCACACGUCGAGAAGUACCUAACUUACUUAGAAAGAGUUUUUCCUCUUUUAAACAGAACCUACGUUCUUGCGAAGAAUGGAACCAAGCAAAGAGUUGUAAAAUUCGUGAGAGAGAAUAACUCUUACGCUGAUCCAUCAAGGCUGAAAAAUUUUGCCGAUCAGUAUUUGUUGCUGGACUUUAUUCUUGCCCAGAAUGUCAGGUAUUUUGAGGACUAUGCUGCUGAACUACGUGCUGUUCUGCAAUUCUCAGAAGAAAUGAAAUCAAAUGGAAGCAUCAUAACACACUCUUUGCAAAGGCAUUCUGACUCAAUGUGCCUACACGUCCGAACGACGGACUUCAUUAGACAUAAAUGGCACACUGACGUAAACAAAACUGUGAAAGCUGUCAAUGCACUGGCUAAGAAGAAGGAAAUCAUGGCAUUCGCACGACGUCUGAAGUCUUCAGCAGCGAUGGUCGUGGAUGGCAAAGCGGACAAUCAAAAAGCAUUGAAAGCUGAUCUAAACCUGUCUUGUUAG